Molecule: messenger RNA, 1023 nt
Organism: Aspergillus saccharolyticus JOP 1030-1
Lineage: Eukaryota; Fungi; Ascomycota; Eurotiomycetes; Eurotiales; Aspergillaceae
Product: protein-transporting protein BCP1
Exons: 3
Coding region: 71-955 (294 amino acids)
Cellular component (GO): nucleus
Source: RefSeq, a predicted model, not a curated record
AUUCUCCUGCCUGCGAACACACCCCCCAACCAAAGAAUCCCUCCUCCUCCCUCCCUCAAGAAUAGACACAAUGGUCAAGCGCAAGGAACUCAAAGACACUGAUGUGGACAUGGGGGGUACCGACCCCCGCGUGGAGAACGACUCCGACUCCGACGAGGACAUUGACAUGGUCAACGUCGACUUCGAAUGGUUCGACCCGGACCCGGAAGUCGACUUCCACGGCCUCAAGAACCUCCUCCGCCAACUCUUCGACAAUGACGCCCAAGACCUGGACAUGUCCGCCCUGACCGACCUGAUCCUCUCGCAAGCCUGGAUGGGCUCGACCAUCAAGACGGACGGCAAAGAAUCCGACCCCUAUGCUUUUCUGACCGUGCUGAACCUCCAAGAACAUAAGGACAAACCCAUCAUCAAAUCCCUCCUCACCUACCUCCAACAAAAAUCCGCCUCCAACCCUACCCUCAGCCCCCUUACCGCCCUCUUAACAGACAAAACCCCCAAACCCAUCGGCCUAAUCCUCACCGAACGCCUCAUCAACAUGCCCGCCGAGGUCGUCCCGCCCAUGUACACGAUGCUGCAGCAGGAGAUCGCGCACGCGGUCGCAGAUAACGAGCCUUUCGACUUCUCGCACUACCUGCUCCUCUCCAAGACGUACGAGGAGGUGCAGUCCAAGCUGGACAUGGAGGAGGCGCGGCCGCAGAAGAAGAAGAAGAAUUCCGGGGGCAGCAAAGCGGAGCGGUUUUUCUUUCACCCCGAGGAUGAGGUGCUGGAGAAGCAUGCUGUCUGCGCCGGUUCGUUUGAGUACUCCCGGAAGCAGGAUGAUGGGCACUCGGACUCGAAGCGCGCGUUCCAGGAGUUGGGGAUCCGGACGAAGGGGAGUUUGAUUCUCAUUGAGAAGGCGAGCUUGGAGGGGGCGGUAAAGGCGAUGGCGGAGUAUGUUGGGGCGGGGGGGCAAUAGGCUGGUUUGGUCUUUUUUUGGUUAAGUGGUUUUAUUGAUUAGGAGUCGGCUGAAUGAUAAUAGAUGUG